This is a messenger RNA of Brachypodium distachyon (stiff brome), 2550 nucleotides long. RefSeq lists its product as uncharacterized. The transcript has 3 exons. NCBI's taxonomy places the organism in Eukaryota, Viridiplantae, Streptophyta, Magnoliopsida, Poales, Poaceae. The record is from RefSeq and is a predicted model, not a curated record. Bases 676 to 2232 code for a protein of 518 amino acids.
GGCUCCUGGCCGAAACGGUUGGUUUCACCGGCGUCGACGCGGAAGCCGGAAACGAACCGCAGCCUCGAGGCGGCGGCGACUCGGGGAAGGGCACCGGCGUGGUCAGUGUGACUACGUCGAGCUGGCGAAGGCGGAUCCGGAGGCUCGAGUUCGCCGGAGAGGAGAUCGGCGCGGGGGCGAUGGCCGGUCGGAGCCGGGGAAGACGAACGAGGCGGCGGCGAUACUCAGCGCAAGGCGUCGAUUCCUUCCGUAGGGAGUCUCAGGAAGACGCAGCGAAGCUUCAUCGCUUUGACUCCGGCUGGCCUCGUCGAUCUCCAACCCAGACGUCAAGUUACAGCCCAGUCUUCACCGACUCCCUUGAAGAAAAGUACAGUACUCCGUAAGUGCCAAAGUUCUAUCUGGCUAGUGCUUUUGUCAAAGAAAAUCUGCUGCCUUGGAAACCUGGCAUUUCACAGCCAACGGAAGCAAAGAGUGGAAAUGAAAUAGGACCGAUAGCCAGGGGAUGAGGGGAGGGCGACAACAGGAGUAGCAGAAGUAGAUCAACCAAGUAGAAGCGGCAGGAAACAAGAAGAAAUACACAAGGAAAAUAGAUCCGGGCGUCCAUCCGAAUUUGGUCACUCCGAGCAACAAGAUCACCGUUUAAGAAGCAUCAUCAGGGCCAACUUCUUGUAAUCAAUGGCUGAUAUGGUCGGUUCUGCAAUUGUUGGGGAGGCAGUCGGACGAAUCUUUUCUCGUAUUACCAACAGCAAAGGCCAGGACAAAACGGAUGAAGCCACAGGAGUUGGCUUAGAGAGGCUGGAGAUGGCGCGCAUCAAGAUGGAGGCUGCGCUCGAGACAUCCAACAGGUGGCAAAUAACUGACACGUCGCUGCUCCAUUGGCGAAAGAAGCUGAAGCGUGCUGCUCAGGACUGUGAGGACGCAACGCGCAGAUGCAGGCAACAUUCUCAGGAAGAAGACGAGAGAAAGCAGAUGGCAAUGCAAUCCUCGUUUCCUAGACGCAUUGCACAUACGACCAAGGCGAUCAUCUCCUCUUUCCUCAGCCGCAACAAUGAUCAUUGCUCAUACAACAUCUCUGAUGUCCGAAGAUUUGAGAGGUUCGCGGACGGUGCUACCGAGUUUAUGAGAUUUGUGCAGCUCGGUGGAACGCCACGACAUCCCCUGUUCUUCGACCCUCUCGUCGGGCAUAUCUUUGCAGGAAAAUUCAUACGGUAUAUGGUGUUGCAUCCAAGAGGCGGAUAUCAUUGCUUUGCCAUACAACCGGUGGUUUCCGAGGAGCGUGGGCUGGAGGUCACGCUAUAUUUCUUAUAUGAAGAUUGCAAAGUGUUCGAGAAUAGUUUUACCCUUGGGUUAAUGAUGCGUAUCUCGGAGAGCACAGACAUAAUUGGAACUACAGUAAAGUGUUUAGGAUUGGUGACGCCUCACUUCAAGUCCACAGCUGACAUUGUCAUUAAGGAGAUCACACAGCUCCCUACACAAGAUUUCUUCUGUUCGCCGCCUGAGGUUACGAGUGCCGAUGCCAAAAAUCACUGGACCGAGAUGCACACAACUUUCAGUACAUGGUUCCGCCCAGAUCCAUUAUGUUGCCAAGGAUACGAGCAUGACAGUGUGUCUUCCUGUGGCGGCGGGGAAAGCAGCAGCGGAAACAAAUUGAGGCUUUCGAGUAUAUUUCCAGAACCAGUAUGUCAAGUGUCUUUACAACGCUCCAUCUCACAAUCUGAGUACAGUAACCAGCUGCAAGGGUCAACCACUAGAUAUGACUCGUCUUAUUUGGAGAAUUACCCGCCUUUGCAGUUGGGAAUUACGUUCAUGCCUCAUGAUUCUCUGAAGGAACCAAAGUCAGGCGAGGGCUCCACGAUAGAGGCGAUAGAUGGAGAGAAACAACACCUCACCCAUGCUGUUCACCCGGAUCAGCUCGACGGAAUGCUGAUACCCAAGGCUAUAGAUUAUCUCUAUCAUAGCGCUGAGGCUACGACAUACGAGAUAUGUUGGAGGUCUAACCAUGGCAGUGCACUCCUAUUUGUGUACAAGACGAGCACGCUGUCAAAGUUUGGAGCACGCACGGCCUCCACAAGACAAGGUAGGAGAAAGAGUAUCAAGAUGCUUCGUGAGAUACUGCGGGGGCAGAUGAAAAAUGUGCAGUGGAAGGAGGUAGCCAAAUAUUACUUAAAACUUUGGGUCGUUCGUUCCUCGGUGAGACUGCAGAGCAUGUUUACGGAAUGGCUCAAACGGUGAGGAGAUUACUAGUGUUCUAUGCCUUAAUUUCACGAGAAUUUGGUUGUCUUCUUAAAGAAUAUGUUUGAAUUGUUGUGCUGUACUUGUACCUGUUGCAUGUAUCAUGCAUGGUAGUAUUGCCCAGAUUAGCAAACAAUUAACCAAUAUAUAUUCUGUCUUCGAUAGUUGGACGAGCCCUGUCUUGUUUUCCUCUGUACAGCUGGGAAUAUCUACGUCCUUCUAGUUCUCUUUACUUGGUUGAACUCUGUUUUUUUCUGCCGUACCUUUCUAUGUAAAGUACCAACAAAUUGCAAUAGAAUGUUUCUUUGGUUCUGAACA